Messenger RNA from Amoebophrya sp. A25, 958 nucleotides. The record is from the annotation of a GenBank genome assembly. NCBI's taxonomy places the organism in Eukaryota, Dinophyceae, Syndiniales, Amoebophryaceae.
UGUCUACUGAGUAUCACCAGACCUCAGCCCUUUCCACUACUCCUCUCUCUUGAUGAUUAUCUUCUGCUAGUUUUCCUUACUUCUGCUUCUUGCAGCCACGACUGUCUCAGUCUAUUCAUCAUGUUCAUAGUCAUCAUCUUCAUAGAGGUUGCAUUUCAUGCGUUGCCACCUAUUCGACGUGACCGUGAUCGACCCGAAGAGCUACUACGAGUACUCUCCCGGGAUGUGUCGCGCCUUUGUGCAACCCUUUUCAGCACACAAGCGGAUCACCUUCGAUAUGAUGACAGAAAACAGCUUAGCGUUCUCCACAAAGAAGAAACUUUACUUGGUGUAUUCUCUUCCUCCACAUAUGACGCAACGUGAUGAAGAAGAAGCACUUGAUCUUCACAGUUUUUUAGUUUCCUCCAUAGAAGUAGUACAUGAUCAUGCCCAGCAUGCGUGACCAUGUUGUUGUUGACUACCCGAGCCAUAUAAAAGACGCACACGCAGACAAGUCAGGAAUAGGAAGCACUUCAACAAGUUGAAUCUUCUUCAUAUUAGACGACACCUUCGUGCUGGCCUUUCAUAUUGAAUUAUCGGCGAAUACUCGAGGACGCACUUGGCGUCGAAUUUAUGCAAGGGUAUGUGGAAUAACUAGUGGAUCGGGCAGGUGAGGCAACAGGCUCUUCACCAGUUAAGGCCUUUUUGUUUGUCUGGUAGUGGCAUCAGUGACAUUGACAUUGACUAUUCAUCUCUCUCUUUAACCAAUACCAACGUACGCAGAGUCCUCAUAUGCUUAUGCUGGGCGUGGACCACAGAGGAUACCGAGGUCUAAAGCAGAUAGGGCCGAAAAGUUGUCUUCGUCUAGACCGAAAAAGUCACUUUAUCUAAUAGCCAGAGUAGUUUAUAGCACGCAAGGUGCAUGGAGUAGCAUGGAGUGCAUGGAGCGCAGAGCUUUAAGGGGCGCAAGAAGCUCCCC